GCUAGCUACCUGCUGCAUCCUUUUCCUGUCGACUUGACCAUUGUCUUUUGCAUCUUGGGAAUUUCGGCUGCCAUGGACGCUCAAAGGGUUCGGCCUGGCUGACAGUGUGCUUCGGAGUACGGCUGCUGUGGAAUCUGAGACUUGAUAAGAGUAAAGAGAAUACAAGAGAGAUCUCUGCAGGGUUGCUUUGAGCACUCAGCCUCCAACUGCCUUUGCUGUUAAUUGGUGGACUAUGGUGAAAGGAAGAUGUUGGCUAGGAAGAGCAUCAUCCCUGAAGAAUAUGUUCUUGCACGGAUUGCAGCAGAGAACCUGGGCAAGCCACGCAUCCGGGACCGCCCACGCAAGGCCCGCUUCAUUGCCAAGAAUGGAGCAUGCAACCUGGCCCACAAGAAUAUCCGGGAACAAGGGCGUUUCUUGCAAGACAUUUUCACCACUUUGGUGGACCUGAAAUGGCGACACACCUUGGUGAUCUUCACCAUGUCCUUCUUGUGCAGCUGGCUCUUCUUUGCCAUGAUGUGGUGGCUGGUGGCCUUUGCCCAUGGUGACAUGGACAAACCCUGUGCAACUAAUGAAGAUGUUAGCAAGUGGAAGCCAUGUGUCACUUGUGUCAGGUCCUUCACCUCUGCUUUCCUCUUCUCUAUUGAGGUCCAGGUGACCAUUGGUUUUGGGGGUAGGAUGAUGACUGAAGAAUGUCCCAUAGCCAUCAGUGUCUUGAUUCUCCAGAAUAUUGUGGGCUUGAUCAUCAAUGCUGUCAUGCUUGGUUGUAUCUUCAUGAAAACAGCUCAGGCCCACCGGAGAGCAGAGACCCUGAUCUUCAGCCGGAAUGCAGUCAUUGCUGUUCGUAAUGGCAGGCUCUGCUUCAUGUUCCGGGUAGGAGACUUAAGGAAAAGUAUGAUUAUUAGUGCCUCAGUGAGAAUCCAGGUUGUAAGGAAGACCACAACCCCUGAAGGAGAAGUCAUCCCAAUCCACCAGCUAGAUGUUCCAGUUGACAAUCCCAUUGAAAGCAACAAUAUUUUCCUAGUGGCCCCUUUGAUUAUUUGCCAUGUCAUUGACAAACGGAGUCCUCUUUAUGACAUCUCUGCCAAUGACUUGACCAACCAUGACCUAGAAAUUAUUGUAAUACUUGAAGGUGUGGUGGAAACGACCGGGAUCACCACCCAAGCAAGAACAUCCUACAUAUCAGAAGAGAUCCUCUGGGGACAUCGCUUCGUGCCCAUCGUGACAGAAGAGGAAGGGACCUACGCAGUGGAUUACUCCAAAUUUGGUAACACAAGCAAAGUGGCAGCACCCAGGUGUAGCGCCAAGGAGCUGGAUGACAAACCUUCCAUUCUCAUCCAAACACUCCAGAAAAGUGAGCUGUCCCAUCAGAACUCUUUGAGGAAAAGAAAUUCCAUGAGGAGGAAUAAUUCCAUCAGAAGGAAUAACUCCAUGAGAAGGAAUAACUCCUCCUUCAUUGUGCCCAAAGUCCAAUUCAUGACACCUGAAGGGAACCAGAACACUUUGGAGACAUGACAGAUCUGAAACAGUUGCUCAUAGCUCUUUGGGGAAAACAGUAGUGUUAUUUUGCUAUUUCUGUAAAUGAAACAUGAAUAUUAACUUUGUAUAUACACAUUUAAUGGAACCAAGGCAUGUUUAUUACAUGCAAACAUCAGGUCAAAGCAAAUAGAGCAGGGAUUGGGGAAUGUGUGACCUGCUAAAUGUCAUUGGACUGCAACUCCCAUCACACCUAGUCAAAGGAUCCAAAGGCAAAAGGUGAUAGUAAUUGCAGUUAAGCAACAGCUGAAGGGCCCCAUAUCCCCCAUUCCUAAAACAGAGAAAUAUGUUUUUUACUUGGGAGUAAUUGUGUCACCAAUAUGAUCCAUCAAUAUAUGGGACAUGUGUGUAGCAUUUCAGACUGUGGCUGAGAGACACUCCUCCACGCCAAAAGAUUACCUUUUCAUAGAAACAUAGCGUGCCAGAAGGAAUACUAGGCCAGAACAAGGCUGACCACAUUUAUGCCUCAGCAAAAAAGCAGAAUUUUUCAUAAUGUAUAGAUACAGUUUUGAAAAGAAUUGCUAAAAUUUCAAUAAAAAUCUA
This is a messenger RNA of Sceloporus undulatus (fence lizard), 2076 nucleotides long. RefSeq names its product potassium inwardly rectifying channel subfamily J member 8 (gene KCNJ8). The transcript is spliced from 3 exons. NCBI's taxonomy places the organism in Eukaryota, Metazoa, Chordata, Lepidosauria, Squamata, Phrynosomatidae. Gene Ontology annotation, molecular function: ATP-activated inward rectifier potassium channel activity. Gene Ontology annotation, biological process: regulation of monoatomic ion transmembrane transport; potassium ion import across plasma membrane. The coding region runs from base 247 to 1512 and encodes 421 amino acids. The record is from RefSeq and is a predicted model, not a curated record. Gene Ontology annotation, cellular component: plasma membrane.